AUGGGUAAGAAGGCGAAGGCGCAGUCCGUAGAGGGUGCGCCAGAGGUGGCUACCCCGGUUACUGCUUCGAGCACGGCUGGAGGAUUUCCAUUGGCAGCUACGAAGGUUGAUCCUGGCCUUGCGGCACUGUUUGCGCAGAGUGCUGGCCCUGUGAAAGAACCUGAAUUGAAGCCUACAUAUAGACAGGAGAGGAAGUAUAAUGAAGUAGAGGAAGAUGAAGAUGAAGAAGAGGAAGUCGAAGACGAAGAUGAAGAAGAGGAAGUCGAAGAUGAAGACGGGGAUGAGGAGGAAGAUAUAGAAAUGGAGGACAUGGAGGAGGAGAAAAGGUCACGCAAACGCAAGAGAGGAGCGGAAAACGAAGACCUUGAAGCUGCCUACCUACAACGUCUAGCCAGGGAAGAUGACCGAGAGAGCAAGAAGGAAACUGAAAAACCCAAGCGGGUGAAGACCACGGAAGACGAUAAAACAGAGGAGGAAGAGAACGAGGAAGAAGAAGUUGACGAGAUACCCAUGCACGAAUCCCUUACGAACAAGAAAGCAGACCCCAUGGACAAGGCAUCCCGCACCCUCUUCCUCUCCAACGUCUCGACAGACGCCAUAAAGUCGAAAUCCGCCAAAAAGACACUCCUCGCACACCUUUCUUCCGUACUACCCAAGCCAUCGUCUACAGAUCCUGCCACCGUACAUAAGGUAGAGUCUCUCCGAUUCCGUUCGACCGCCUUCUCCUCCACCGCGCUACCUCGUCGAGCAGCCUAUGCGAAAAAGGAGCUCAUGGACUCGACUACAAAGGGCACGAACGCCUACGUGGUUGCUAGACAGACAUAUACGCGUCGACAGCGUCUCGAAGCCAGCGCCCACAGACCAUAA
Molecule: messenger RNA, 867 nt
Organism: Microsporum canis CBS 113480
Lineage: Eukaryota; Fungi; Ascomycota; Eurotiomycetes; Onygenales; Arthrodermataceae
Product: nucleolar protein 12
Exons: 3
Coding region: 1-867 (288 amino acids)
Source: RefSeq, a predicted model, not a curated record